AUGGCAUCUCCUCAGCAAAUUCGCACAACAUGCACUGAUCUGCUCAAGAUCAACCAUCCAGUAUUCCUGGCUGGCAUGAACGUAGCAGCCGGCCCAAAGCUCGCUGCUGCCGUAUCAGAUGCCGGAGGACUCGGUGUCAUUGGAGGAGUUGGUUACACACCUGAUAUGCUACGAGAGCAGAUUGCAGAGUUGAAAGGCUUCCUCAAGAACAAGAAUGCGCCAUUUGGUGUUGAUCUCCUUCUCCCACAGGUUGGUGGCAGUGCCAGAAAGACCAACUAUGAUUACACGAAAGGAAAGCUCGACGAGCUCGUAGACAUCAUAAUCGAAAGCAAGGCCGCAUUAUUCGUAUCUGCGGUUGGCGUUCCACCAAAACAUGUCGUGGAGAAACUCCACAAGGCCGGUGUGUUGUACAUGAACAUGAUUGGACACCCGAAGCACGUAAAGAAAUGCCUCGAACUCGGUGUCGACAUCAUCUGCGCACAGGGCGGUGAGGGAGGUGGUCACACUGGCGAUGUUCCAACAACAGUCUUGAUUCCAGCAGUUGUCGAGCUUUGCAAGGGCAAGACAAGUCCUAUGUCUGGAAAGCCAGUCCAGGUGGUUGCAGCUGGUGGAAUAUAUAAUGGACAGACCGUUGCUGCUGCGCUGAUGUUGGGCGCAAGCGGUGUGUGGGUAGGAACCCGAUUCAUCCUGACUGAUGAGGCCGGAGCACCAAAGGCCCACCAGGAGGCUGUUAGAACUGCAGGCCAUGAUGAUAAUGUCCGAACAAUCAUCUUCACUGGGCGGCCGCUAAGAGUACGAACAAACCCAUAUAUUGCCAACUGGGAAGAAAACCGCGCCGCUGAGAUCAAGGAACUCACAAGCAAGGGUGUUAUUCCAGUCGAGCACGACUUCGAGACCCUCGGUGAUGAUAUUGACGACGAUACCAUGGAUAACGCUCGUCCGUUCCUGAUGGGUAAAGCUGCAGCUGUUGUGAACGAGAAGAAGAGCGCCAAGGCCGUCGUUGAUGAGCUUGUUAAUGAUGCUGUCGCCUGGAUCCACAAGGGUGAGAAGAUGAUUUCGAAAUUGUAG
This is a messenger RNA of Glarea lozoyensis ATCC 20868, 1068 nucleotides long. Its product is annotated as Inosine monophosphate dehydrogenase (IMPDH). Gene Ontology annotation, molecular function: nitronate monooxygenase activity. The transcript has 4 exons. NCBI's taxonomy places the organism in Eukaryota, Fungi, Ascomycota, Leotiomycetes, Helotiales, Helotiaceae. The coding region runs from base 1 to 1068 and encodes 355 amino acids. The record is from RefSeq and is a predicted model, not a curated record.